Molecule: messenger RNA, 1919 nt
Organism: Nanorana parkeri
Lineage: Eukaryota; Metazoa; Chordata; Amphibia; Anura; Dicroglossidae
Gene: PCYT1A
Product: phosphate cytidylyltransferase 1, choline, alpha
Exons: 10
Coding region: 251-1351 (366 amino acids)
Biological process (GO): CDP-choline pathway
Cellular component (GO): endoplasmic reticulum
Molecular function (GO): choline-phosphate cytidylyltransferase activity; phosphatidylcholine binding
Source: RefSeq, a predicted model, not a curated record
ACCCUGCAGCGUGUUCUAUGUUCCCGGCGGACUGCUAUUCGGACGUCCAGCUUUAGCGCUGAGUCGGAGCUGUACUUCCGGGCGGUGCUGUCACAAUCUAAUAGCCCCGCCCGGAAAGUGGACACGGAGACACCGGGGAGGCAGUCACUAAGGGGCACACUGUGUAGAAGUCCAAACAGAUACAGGAAACCAGAAAACAUAUGAAAUAUUUAUUUAAACCUCCUACAAGUCACACCCUCCCAUCACACUAAUGGAGUCUCAGAACACAACAAAGCUCAUCUCCCGCAAGAGAAGAAAAGAUGUUGAAGGAUCCAAUGGAACAACAGAUGAAGAAUCGGUGCUUAGAAAGGUUCCCCGAUAUAUGACGGGUGUGUGCGAGCCUGCACCGUUUGCAGAUGAAAUGCUGAUUGACCAUGAAAAGCCAUACACAAGAGUAACAAUGGAGGAAGCAAAAAGGGGAACCCCACCUGACAGACCAGUGAGGGUUUAUGCUGACGGUAUCUUCGACUUGUUCCACUCCGGACAUGCCCGAGCUUUAAUGCAAGCAAAGAAUCUCUUUCCUAACACAUACCUGAUUGUAGGAGUCUGUAGUGAUGAGUUGACACAUAACCUGAAGGGCUUCACAGUGAUGACUGAGGAAGAACGGUAUGAUGCAGUUCAGCACUGUCGCUACGUAGAUGAGGUGGCGAGGAACGCACCAUGGACGCUCACCCCAGAAUUCCUUGAGGAGCACAGGAUUGACUUUGUGGCGCAUGAUGACAUCCCUUACUCAUCUGCAGAUAGUGACGACGUUUACAAGGACAUCAAAGAUGCAGGGAUGUUUGCACCAACCCAGCGCACAGAAGGAAUCUCUACGUCUGACAUUAUUACUAGGAUUGUACGAGAUUACGAUGUCUAUGCUCGCCGAAAUCUUCAGCGUGGCUACACUGCAAAGGAGCUUAAUGUCAGCUUCAUAAAUGAAAAGAAGUACAACCUGCAGGAACGUGUGGAUAAGGUGAAAAAGAGAGUGAAGGAUGUAGAAGAGAAGUCGAAGGAAUUUCUGGAAAAGGUAGAGGUGAAAAGCAUAGACUUGAUCCAGAAAUGGGAGGAGAAGUCCAGGGAAUUCAUUGGAAACUUCCUGGAAAUGUUUGGCCCAGAAGGAGCUUUGAAACACAUGCUGAAGGAAGGCAAGGGAAGAAUGCUUCAGGCCAUCAGUCCUAAACAAAGCCCUAGCAGCAGUCCUUCGCGGGAGCGCUCUCCUUCCCCAUCUUUCCGUUGGCCCUUCUCCAGAUCCUCCCCACCGGCAUCUCCAGGUAGAAGGUCUCGAUCUGCGGCUGCUGCCUACGACAUCAGUGAGGAUGAAGAGGACUAAGUAGCUAUCCUUUCCCUCUUGUGCAAUCCUUCCCACCAGCCGCUGAUUCCAUAUCAUCUGGUCUCCAGGAAAGCAGCCACAAAGAAAGGAGGUUUAACUUGAUGUAAACCCCAUAAACCUGCGCUCACAAUUCUGAAGAGGAUCUAGAGAGCGUGGUGCUGAAUAAGAUGCUCGCUUCUUCCCCACAAAUAACCAUAACAUUUUUGUUGCUUUUUUAAUGAAACCAAUCUGUCUUUUUAAUGAACUAGACGUCCAAAAUGUUUCUUCAUCAUUGAUUUGUUUUCUAUUUUUCCGGGAGGUUUUAUCGCAUGGGAUUGUUGCACCUCAUCAUAACCGCUUUAUUACUUGAACCCUGCACAUCAUUUCUGCUGCGAGCUCCCAUUUCACAGGACUGUAAAUGAUUUUAAUGACGGAGUUGUAGAAACCAGGUGGCACCGAGAAUUUGUCUGUCUUUAUAUGUGUCGGUGUGAAGGCAUUAAUGACAUUUUACUGAGAUAUGGGGGUAGUGACCAGUCACAUACUUUCUAUUUUAAACAUUAAACAUGGAAUUUAGCCAUUUCUCAUUAAA